Colletotrichum truncatum is the source of this 2550-nucleotide messenger RNA. RefSeq lists its product as uncharacterized. NCBI's taxonomy places the organism in Eukaryota, Fungi, Ascomycota, Sordariomycetes, Glomerellales, Glomerellaceae. The record is from RefSeq and is a predicted model, not a curated record.
AUGCCGGCCCCGUAUUCCGAUAACUUGUAUUCCGUCGACGACUCCGACUUUGAGGCCCCGGACAACGACAACCUCGACGCCCACCUCUCGCCUACUGAUGGGUACUUUCAGAACUCUUCGUCGUCAGCUGGUAAUCUCUACCCCCCGCAACAGGAGCAAGACGACGACCUUGAAGACAGGGACAACGUCACCUCCACGACGCUGCCCACGUCCGCUGGCGUCCCGCAUGUACCAAACGUCCUCGUCCAGGAUCCGUCUCUACAGAAGGGCGCCCCAUCGUCCAAGGACCGCGAAGCCAGGGAAGAGACAAGGUUGAACACAUCUGCCGCCCCUCCCCAAAGUACCUCGUCGGUUGACGACUACUACGACGGGGCCUCGACCAUCGCCGACAGUGAGGCGACGCCAUCACAUACGACAUACACUUCUCACCCCCAGAGCUCGUCGUCUUAUACGCCCUACUUGCCAUCCGUCGAUACUCCCCUGCGCACACCUCAAACUCACCCAAGAAGGAGUUUGUAUUCUCGCUCGUCUUCCCUGUUCCGUAUCCCCAGAGAAGCACCGCCCGCUUACACGCCGUCGCCCACGUCCCCAUUAUCGGCAUCGUCACCAACACAGUUUAGGAAUUAUCAGACAUUCCCUUCGACGAUGGGGGCCCCAGAGGAAGAGCGGCGCCUGCUGGGCCGCGACCCUGAGAGCAUGGGCGAUGAGCCCUACGACGAGGACCCUAGGCCUUUGCCAUGGAAGGACAGAAUCCUUAAGAAAUAUUCUUGGGCGUCGAGACGUACAUUGAAGAUGGUCCUCUUUGCUCUGUUAAUGUUUUCAAUCUUCGUUGGCUUCUUGACCAUGCUAAGCGGAACUGUCAACCAGACGCCCAACAAACCUCCCUCCAAAGACCCCGCCAAUAACUUUGACCCUGUUACUGGUCUUCCCAUCAAGGACGGCCCAGAAGCUCCUUCCGACCCCUCCACGCCCACUAACCCCUCAAGGCCUGCUCAACCUGGCACACCCGACUCACCUGAUCAGCCCGCCCGGCCCCUGCCAUGGGAACCUCAGAACAUUUGUGCCCCGAAUGAGCACCGCUUCGGGACUCGCGUCUUCGACCUGUCUUUCAAGCCCGACAAGACCAUUAGUGUGCUCCAAACAGUCGAGUCUGACACGCCUUCUCGCGGUUACCAACCUCACAUCACGGGUGACGUGGUUGUUCGCCGUCAACUCACCGACUCACCAGGUGCCUCUAUCGAACUCGAAGUGGUGGCCAAUGACGAACGCCUCAACGUCGAAGUCGAGUGGGAUUCGGACCUGCAGCAGCUCAAGUUCAAGACCCCUCAGAAGCUCGAGUGGGAUCAGCGACUGAGGCCCUGCAUGACCAUCCGCGCUACCGUCUGGGUUCCCGAAAAUGCCGAGAUCAAAGUCCUCAAGCUUGCGGCCCUGCAUCUUGGCGUGAAUUUGAUCGAUGACCUUUCUAUUUCUAUUCAAGAUAACUUGGAGAUCCGCACCUUUAGUGGCGACGUUCGCUCUCCAGUGAACCCACCCUCAUCGUACCGUUUGGAUUCGCGCAACAUCGUGGUGCAGACCAUUUCAGGUGACAUCAGCGGCAGUUGGCCCUUGUACGACUCGCUCAAGCUCGGAUCCGACUCUGGUGACAUUGCCGCCAACGUCGACCCGCAGGAUGUUCUCGAAUCCCGGCCCCUGCCUGCGGUACUCGAGGUUACCUCUAUCUCUGGCGACGUUGUCGUCAAGGAGCCCCUGGACGAUGCCAAGAAGAGCAGCAAACCCGACACCAUCAUUCCGGCGCGUGAUUACAUCACCAACAUCGACACAAAGUCUGGCCUGAUUCGCGCCUGGGUUACGUUCAGCACUGUGAUCACCAUAACGAGCAUCAGUGGCGAUAUUGGCGCGACCAUCCUCCCGGUCUACAACGUGAGCCUGCUCCAGAACAUCCCCGAACCCGAACUCCACACCAAGACGAAGAGCGGCAACAUCCUCGUUACAGUCCUCGAGCCAAUAUGGGUUGAGAUUGGCAAGACACUCUCCAGGGACGACAAAGCGCCCAAGGUGAACCCCAACGAACCAGUCGACAUCCCUACCAACCCCCUACCAGUACCAAACAUCCCCGGCAAGAUUCCCCGCAUCCCCAACAUCCCCAACGUCCCGUCCUUCCCCAUCGGCUCCCGUGACCCAUUCAGGAACCUGCCGGGCUCCCGCCGCCGCUGGAGCGACCUCAUUCCGCAUAAGGAUGCCGUCGCCUCCGAAUGGAAGACCAAGCGCCAGGUAUCGGCCAACGACCAGCCGCCCCUGCGCCACCUCAAGUCGUCGCACAACACCAUCAGCGGCAACAUGAAGAUCUGGUACCCGGCCUCUUGGGAGGGUACAAUCAACGCCGAGGCCAUCAGCGGCAACAUUGACAUUGGCGGCAAGGGCGUCAAGAUCGAAAGCAGGACCAAGUGGCCCAAGGCCGUCCGCGCCGUCAAGGGCCAGCGCUGGGCUUGCGAAGCCACGCUCAGCAGCGUUUCGGGCAACGAGCGGUUGACUGUUGGUGAGGACGCCUAA